Messenger RNA from Phytophthora nicotianae INRA-310, 201 nucleotides. RefSeq lists its product as hypothetical. The transcript has 2 exons. The coding region runs from base 1 to 201 and encodes 66 amino acids. NCBI's taxonomy places the organism in Eukaryota, Oomycota, Peronosporomycetes, Peronosporales, Peronosporaceae. The record is from RefSeq and is a predicted model, not a curated record.
AUGGACAACAACAUCGAUUUUAAGCUUGUGCAUGAUUACAUCAAACCAGGAUAUUCACGUAAGAAAGGAAAACGUGGUGUGGACUAUUUCAACGAAGAAAGCGAGUUGCUUGCCUACAUACGCUCGGAUAGUGAUCUUUGCAGCCGUGUAUUCCCUGAGGAGCCGAUGGCGUCAGUUCCUGCAGAAAGUCGCAGUAAGUAA